This is a messenger RNA of Megalobrama amblycephala (Wuchang bream), 4096 nucleotides long. RefSeq names its product G protein-coupled receptor 20 (gene gpr20). The transcript has 2 exons. The record is from RefSeq and is a predicted model, not a curated record. NCBI's taxonomy places the organism in Eukaryota, Metazoa, Chordata, Actinopteri, Cypriniformes, Xenocyprididae. Gene Ontology annotation, cellular component: membrane. Gene Ontology annotation, biological process: phospholipase C-activating G protein-coupled receptor signaling pathway; positive regulation of Rho protein signal transduction. Bases 2698 to 3810 code for a protein of 370 amino acids. Gene Ontology annotation, molecular function: G protein-coupled receptor activity.
AAAACCCUAAAGAACUGAUAAGAAAUGUAGUAUUUAACCUGAACUUUUAGAGAACAAAAGUUAUAAUCACUUUAUCAGUGGUACAAGGAAACAUUCUCAAACCCUUUAAAGCAGGUAGAGUUAUUUAUUAAGUUACAUGUUUAAAUAUACAGUCAGUAAUGGGACAACAUAUUGCAUAGAAAAACUUAGUUGACAGUUAAUGCACUGCUGUGCAGAAGAGUAACCUUUCUUUUGAGCCUUUCUAGAUCAGCAGUUACCGUUACUUCUUAUACCCUGAGUGAAGCAUUGAGAUCAAACAUGAUAUAGUUACAUGUUAGAACACACAAAUAGGAAAAUAGUAUGUAGUUAGGAGCGUUCUGUGUAGCAAAUGGAACAGAUGUGCAUUGGGGGUGCGAGCUACUCUGCCUCCCGAGACAGAACCAUCCUGUGCCUGGAUUGUCCCAACAGUCCUUAAUUAGCAUAUUGAUGAGUCCCUUGUAUCAGAUAGGCAUUAACACACUGUGAUGACGAAGGGCACUGUCCCAUGUUUAAUUCACAUGUAUAGCUUUAAAGGGACUACUGAUGUACUAGGGCUGGAAAGAGUUCCAUCCAUAUUCACUCAGCCUUACACUACAUUCCAGUGUUUAUUUUUAAGUCAAUUUCUGUAUAAGCACAUUAAAUUCUUGAGCUACAAAAAAAGCUGAAUUGGAUGUUUCUACUGUUAUUACCCAGGAAAAAAAAAAGGAAGUUGUUACGAUGAAACCUGCCACUGAACAGCGACAAGUUUUUCAGCUAAAUUUAAACAGUAAAAUAGUUAUCAAACGAAACUAUUUAUGAAACAGAAACAAUGUUAAGGGUAACAAACACAUCAAACCAUUGUGUUGGCUUACAAAUUCUAAUUAAUAUACACAGAGUUGAGCCAAAACAUUAUGACCAUCUGCCUAAUAUGCUGUUGGUCCCUCUUGUGCUGCCAAAAUACGUCGACCUGCUGAGGCAUGAACUCUACAAGACUCCUGAAGGUGUCCUGUGCAUGAUAUCUGGCACAACAACACUAGCAGAUCCUUCAAGUCCUGCCGUGGUCCAGCACAUCCCACAGAUGCUCGACUGGAUUGAGAUCUGGGGAAUUUGGAGGCCAGGGCAACACCUUGAACUCUUCAUCAUGGUCCUCAAACCAUUCCUGAGCAAUAUGUCCAGUGUAGCAGGGCCACUUCCACCAGGGAACACCAUUCUCAUGAAGAGGUGUACCUGGUCUGCAACAGUGUUUAGGUAGUACGUACGUCCACAUGAAUGGCCAGACCAAGGGUUUCCCAGCAGAACAUUGCCCAAAGCAUCGCACUCUCUCCACUGGCUUGUCAGCAUCCCACGGUGAAUCCUGAUGCCGUCCACAUGAUGUAAAAGAAAAUGGGACCCAUCGGACCAGGAGACAUUAUUCCACUGCUUCUAGGUCCAGUUUUGAUGCUCGUGUAGGCACUUUUGAUGGUGGACAGGGGUAAAGGCUUCAGAAGGCCUUUAUUAACCCCCCAGAGACGUGUGGAGUACACGUUUAUGAUGGAUGGAUGUGGAUGGAAGCACUUUCUUCAGCUCAUGCUAGAUGGUAUUAUUUAAAUUUCAAAUUAGGUGUUUGUGUAAUUGGCCUUUUUUCUCAAAAUGUUUUAGCAAUUGAGAUAUAACCUUAGUGACAACUAGUCCUGAAGGUGAGAAGUAUUUGUCAAGAGCAAUAGAAAUUUUGCCUUUUUUUCUUUUUAUUAUUAUAAUUUUUUUUUUUUUUUUUAAACUGAAUCUUGAUAGUGACAAAAUUUAAUGGUUGACAGCUGAACACAGUUAUUCAGUUACCACCAGGGCUCAGAAUCCUAUAGAAUAACAUGUAUGACUUUCAAGAGUUUAUGGGCAUAUUGUAAAUGCCACAUAUAAAUAUGAUUCACAUACAUUCAAUGCUGUUAAACAUUGUUGAGACAAAGGACAGCAUACAGUUCCACUGAUUUAAACUCCCUCUCAGUCACAUUUGAACUUCAUAUCUUUGGUUGGAGAAAUAUCGGAAACAUCAGGACGGAGACCUGGCAGAUGGUGAUGGAUGAGUUUCCAGACAGGAAAUGUGGAAAAAGUGUCGACACGUCCAGCAGUAUUAAUACAUCCUGUUCUUUUAUUUUAGCUGUCUUGCUGGUGUUAUGACACCUUUAAAAAAAACUUUAAGAGGACUUGUGCAGUUUAUGACAUUUUAUCAAGUUUAUUAACUUAUAAUUUUGGAUUAUAUGCAGUAUUUAUUUUUUUCAGCCCCCAAGUGCUACUGUAAAAUUUAAGGCAACAUUUUCUUUCAAAUAAUCCUAAUAUUGUAUUUAAUGUACAUUGAAUUUUAUUUCAGUUAACUAAACAAUCAAAAUGAAGAGCAUCAAAUCCCAGAAUCCACUGUUUAGAAUAUCAGGGUUUAUCCAAACUAACUCGAACUUCCUGUGAGCCAGAGGAUGAAGGGAGGGAAGGAAACAACAAGAGUGAAACAGAGAGGGACAGAAAAAGAGACAUGCAGCACAGACAAGGUGGAGAGACUUUCUCCUUUUUGUCCAUUCAAAGUGAAGAUGUUCAACAUGUUUAUAGCACAGGGGAUUUGGGUUUCAUCAUUUAAGGUUUAAGGGGUGUUUUAGGGUCUAAUUUGAGUGUCAGAUCUGUGGCCUUCAUUACAACAUUUCUGUUUCACACUCCAAGAUCAACUUCUCAUCCUUCUAUAUGUGCAGAUCCAGCCAGCAAACCACAAAGAUGACCCUUACAGAGGGUUCAUCGAAUGUGAGCCUCACAUCAACAUCAGCUCCUCACCUAACAACCAAUACUUCUCCACCAUACCGUGAAUCUUAUUUAUACAGACUGGCCCACUUGGAUGAAGGUCUCUAUAAUGACUUUUACAGCCUGUGGAUAGCUCUGGUGGUCAUCAACACACUUAUCUUUAUGGUAGGGAUGACCCUGAACAGUCUGGCUUUGUAUGUCUUCUGCUUCAGGACCAAGUCGAAGACUACAUCAGUCAUCUACACCAUUAACCUGGUUGUGACAGAUCUGUUGGUUAACCUUUCCCUCCCUACUCGUAUCAUAUUGUACUACAGUGGAGGAAAGUGCCUCAACUGUUCCUACAUGCACAUAUUCAGCUACUUUGUCAACAUGUACUGUAGCAUCCUCUUCCUCACCAGCAUCUGCGUUGAUCGCUACCUGGCCAUCGUGCAGGCAGAGGCCUCACGGAAGUGGAGGAACCCCGGUGUGGCCAAAGCAGUGUGCGUCUGCAUUUGGCUGUUUGCUAUCAUUGUGACCUACUCACUUCUCACAACGGCCUUCAAGCACUCAGGCUGCUGCCUCUCCAAACUUUUCGCACUGACCGUAUUUGAGUUUUUCCUGCCGAUGGUGAUCAUCGUAGUGUUUACUAUUCGAAUCAUGUGCGCCCUUUCCAGCCCGGGCCUCAUGCAGCAGAGCCGCGACAGACGCAUGAAAGCUGUACAGCUGCUGUCGACCGUGCUGGUUAUCUUCACUGUCUGCUUCACGCCGUUUCACAUCCGUCAAGUUCUGUUUUACUUCCAUCCUGAUCUGCCUCAUCAUGUGAUUGUGUACCAUGUGACUGUCACCCUCAGCAGCCUGAACAGCUGCUUGGAUCCUGUGGUCUACUGUUUCGUCACCACUAACUUUCAGUCUACCAUGAAGAGAUUUUUCAGGAAGAUUGAAAGAGAGCAGACGAGUGGAGACAUUAUCAGCAUGCAGAAGAGCUCAAAGGCUUCAGGCCUUCAGGCCACAGUGAUUGCUUUAGCUAAUAGUAUAAGGAUAAACAUGAGCCCCGUCCAGCAGGGAAGCCGGCCCGCAUAAGGAAGCGUAUGUGUGUCCUGUACUGUAUUCAGAUGGUUGCCAUUACCAUGUCACAUACUAAGGCAAAACCACUGGCAUAGAUGAGACUUUGUUUCUCUGUGUACUGUAAAUACCUUAAUGUAGAGAUUUUAUGAGCUUGCAUUUAAUUUCACAUGUGACACUGUAGAUUUACAUGAAGAUUUAUAUCAUUGACUAUCAUAUUGUUACUGUACUGAAGCCAAAACUAAUUAUUAAAACAUUAUCUGGAAAAUACUGUCUUUAUAUCUACUGUAUCUUUUUUCUUACC